GUCGUUAUCUGUUUUUGUCCCAAGGUCCUGCCGUACCGUCCAGGUGGCGAGUUGCAUUCUGGUUCCGUCGGUGGCCGGUGUGUGGGGAACUGUACUUCAGUCUACCCGUCUCCGACGCCAAGGGCGUCAUGAACCGCGAGAGCUUCGCCGCGGGCGAGCGGCUGGUGUCUCCGGCUUACGUGCGGCAGGGCUGUGAGGCCCGCCACUCGCACGAGCACCUCAUACGGCUGCUUCUGGAGAAGGGCAAGUGUCCAGAAGAUGGUUGGGAUGAAAGUACUCUUGAACUCUUUUUACAUGAGCUUGCAGUCAUGGAUAGCAACAAUUUCUUGGGCAAUUGUGGUGUGGGAGAAAGGGAAGGGAGAGUGGCAUCUUCAUUAGUUGCUCGUCGUCAUUACAGGCUCAUUCAUGGGAUUGGACGAUCAGGGGAUAUUUCUGCUGUGCAACCAAAAGCUGCAGGCUCCAGCCUUUUGAACAAGAUUACUAAUUCUUUGGUCCUGGACAUCAUAAAGUUGGCUGGUGUGCACACAGUGGCCAAUUGCUUUGUAGUUCCUAUGGCAACUGGUAUGAGUCUAACUCUGUGUUUCUUAACAUUACGACACAGAAGACCAAAGGCAAAGUAUAUCAUAUGGCCACGAAUAGACCAGAAAUCCAGUUUUAAAUCCAUGAUCACCGCAGGUUUUGAGCCGGUGGUGAUAGAAAACGUGUUGGAAGGUGAUGAACUGCGCACAGACCUGAAAGCUGUGGAGGCUAAAGUCCAGGAACUUGGGCCUGAUAAUGUUCUGUGUGUUCAUUCUACUACAUCCUGUUUUGCUCCAAGGGUGCCUGAUAGAUUAGAAGAGCUGGCUGUGAUUUGUGCUAAUUAUGACAUUCCACAUAUAGUCAACAAUGCCUAUGGAGUGCAGUCUUCAAAGUGCAUGCAUCUUAUUCAGCAGGGUGCUCGGGUUGGUAGAAUAGAUGCUUUCGUUCAGAGCUUGGACAAAAAUUUUAUGGUCCCAGUAGGUGGCGCUAUAAUUGCUGGCUUUAAUGAUACCUUCAUACAGGAAAUCAGCAAGAUGUAUCCAGGAAGAGCUUCAGCUUCACCUUCUUUAGAUGUCCUUAUUACUUUGUUAUCACUUGGAUCAAAUGGCUAUAAGAGGCUGUUAAAAGAAAGAAAGGAAAUGUUUUCAUAUUUGUCCAGUCAACUAAAGAAGUUGUCAGAAGCCUACAGUGAAAGAUUAUUGCAGACACCUCAUAAUCCCAUUUCAUUAGCUGUGACACUUAAGACACUAGAUGAACACCAGGAUAGAGCUGUCACUCAGCUUGGCUCAAUGCUUUUUACCAGACAGGUUUCUGGAGCCAGGGUUGUGCCUCUUGGGUCUGUGCAAACUGUGAGUGGCUACACUUUCAGUGGCUUUAUGUCCCAUACAGAUAAUUACCCUUGUGCUUACCUCAAUGCUGCAGCAGCCAUCGGGAUGAAGAUACAGGAUGUGGACUUGUUCAUAAAAAGACUUGACAGAUGUUUAAAGACACUAAGGAAAGAAGGAAAGAAGGACAGCGAUGUAUCUGUAGUUGACAAUUAUGGCAAAACUAAAGAUGUGCAUAUUGAAGAAAUGCCUUUAAAACUAGAUAAUGUACUUCUUGAUACAUAUCAGGAUACUUCUUCAUGAUGUGUGAAAUGUUUCUUUUUGAUAAUCUGAAAGAAAUGGUAUGGCUACAGUACAUAAAGGCAGUUUAAAGAAAAGAACUGAAAUUUUUGAAUUGAGAAUUUUAUAGAGAAUAUUCAGUUGAGGACUAGACUGUGGUCUGAGUUAGCUCUUGAUGGUUGCUGUUUUUUAUUUUUAGACUGUCUCAAUCUUUUUGAUUCUUGACAGGUUAAAAUAUUCAAUUAGCAUUUUUAUAAUUGUUAGAAUAUUUGUCAAUGAAGCAUCAUGGUUCAGAUAAUUCAUAGAAAUAUAAUCACUGUAAAAUCACCUCUAAUUCUCUUUGAAACGUAGAGUGCUUCUUCCUAGUAUUCACAAAUCACUUACAUUUCUGAUCAAACAGAAUCUCUAAUGCUGCUGUUAUUGAACCUUCCCUCAGGUGUCACAGCGUGCCUGUAAGAGACCUUAUCAAAGGAGCAGAGGCAAGACGUAAACUUCCAUUUAGAUGCCAGAGCAGCGGUUCUCAACUAGGGAUGAUUUGCUUAUAUCUAAGCAAUGUUUAGGGACAUUUUUGGUUGUUGCAGCUCGUGGGAUAUUAUUGACAUUUGGUGGGAGAGGCCAUGGGUGCUGCUCAGCAUCCUGUAAUGCAUCAGUUCCUGGAACAGAAUUAACCAGUCUAAGAUGUCAGUGAUGCUGAAGUUGAGACACAAUACUCUGAAAUCCAUGAAAUCCUCAAAUGUAGAGGAGUUUUCCAUAACAACCUUAGUUAUGCAGUAGUUACCGUCAUGUGCUGCAUGACAACAGCAAGGAACUACAUCUUAGAUAGUAGUUCCAUAAGAUUAUAUUACCUAGUGACCUCAUAUCCAUUUGGGGUUUUUUUUUUUUGGUGGUACUGAGGAUUGAGCCCAGAGGCACUUUUCCACUGAGCUACAUCCCCAGCCCUUUUCAUUUUUAAUUUUGAAACGGGUUCACUAAAUUGUUGGAGAUGGCCUUGAACUUGUGAUCCUCCUGCCUCAGCCUCCUGAGUCACUGGGAUUACAAGAGUAUUCCACCAAGCCCACAACCAUCUUGGUUUGUGUAACUAUUACUUUCAUGUUCACUUAACAGCUCCACUAACGAUCUCAGACCACAUCUCCAUCAUUAAGCAACACAUGACUGUCCUCCAAGAAGCUAGAUCUAGAAAUUUUAUCAACUAUACUGCAUAGAGAACCUUAAGUGAUAACUAGGGUAAUGAGUUCUAAACAUGUCAUUAUAAAUUGUUCUUUAUGGAACUUGCACAUUUUUCCAUUUGGGCAAGUGAAAACUUUAUUUCACUUGCUGUUUUUGCUUUAAACAAAUUUGUAUAUUGAUUAGUUUGCUCAGGUGUGUGCUCAGCCACCAUCAAGAUUGGCUAACCAAGGUUAUUUUGUAACAUAUUUUUGCUAGGGAGGUAAAAAUUAUGUUGUAUGAUAAAUGGAUGUAUUACUCUUUUCUGUGCCCAUAUGCUCAUAUUCUGAGUCUAAAAUUCCAGGUUUAUUGACUAACAAUGAUUUUUAUUAAUUUUAAGAAAUUGACUAACGCCUCAUAGCCUAAGGAGUAGGUGAAGCCUCUGAAUACACUACCUUGCCAAGCCAUGUUUCCCCAAACCUGCUCUGUAAAGCAUUUUUUC
Messenger RNA from Urocitellus parryii (Arctic ground squirrel), 3267 nucleotides. RefSeq names its product Sep (O-phosphoserine) tRNA:Sec (selenocysteine) tRNA synthase (gene Sepsecs). Gene Ontology annotation, molecular function: tRNA binding; O-phosphoseryl-tRNA(Sec) selenium transferase activity. The record is from RefSeq and is a predicted model, not a curated record. Lineage: Eukaryota; Metazoa; Chordata; Mammalia; Rodentia; Sciuridae. Gene Ontology annotation, biological process: conversion of seryl-tRNAsec to selenocys-tRNAsec; selenocysteine incorporation.